AUGCUAUUCGGGAGCUAUGAUCAGGAUAUCAGACCAACGCCGAUAACAGAUGAUAAUUAUAUAACGAAUGUGACGAUUACCAUAAACUAUUUCGUUCUAUUGACACUCGAUCAACAAGGCGAGCAGAUGACUUUCUCGGCGGAUGUGCAAAAGAGUUGGUAUGAUCCAAAUCUCUCAUGGGAUCCGAGCGCAUUCGGCAACACGACAAGAGUGCUUACAGCUGAGAGAUCUCUUUGGCGACCUGACAUUGCUAUUGUUAAUGGUGCUGCUGAGGAGGACGUGAUCGACGCCGACUCACGCUUCUCUGUCGUUUUCAGCGAUGGGACGGUUCAGACAAGUGUGCCGGCUGUUUACACGACAAGGUGCAGUCUUGAUUUGGUCGCUUUCCCGUUCGACUCGCAACAAUGCGAAGUGAAGUUCGGUUCGUGGGUGUACACGGUGAACGAGAUACAACUCAUUGCACAGGAAUAUGUCUUGAAUCCGGGCCCCGAUUACAAGGGAAACAGCGAAUGGACCGUCGAGAACAUCUCCGCCUACAACUAUUUAGACAAUGAUGGGGGAAUGUAUGGGGAACUCCAUUAUGUGAUUGAAUUGAAACGCAAAUCGAAUUACUACAUGUAUGUCUUAUUUCUGCCCACAUUUAUCGUCUCAACACUGGCCAUUUUCGGUCUCUUCACCCCGCUGAAUAAUGAAGGAGAUCGAGCUGAGAAAGCUUCUCUCGGUUUAACAACACUUCUCUCACUUGCUGUCAUGUUAGACAUCGUUGGACAGGAUAUGCCAAAAUCGGCUCCAUUGCCACGCUUGGGUCGCUACGUUCUUGGCGAGAUCGUCAUUUGCUCUUUAGGCGUGAUGGCUUCGAUUUUUCUACAGAUAGCUCAUCAACGGACGAACACUCGCGAGUUCAUUCCAAGUGAAACGCUGGCAAAGAAAGCUUUCGAGAAAUUCCCGAAGACAAAUCCAAGUCGACUGGGUUUACGAGUACUUCGCUCGGCGGACGGACACGAAUUCCAGAGUGCGCUCAAUGAACUUGAAGUAUCACUAAGGAAUGUUUGCGAUUACAUUCGUAAAACGGAGAUCCGUGAAGAGUUCUACAUAUACUGGAUUCGUUUCUAUGACGUCAUCGACUUGGGUCUCUUGUUCGUUUUCCAGGCGGCGAAUGUCAUUCUAACAAUUGUCAUUGUGUUGAUG
Mesorhabditis belari is the source of this 1188-nucleotide messenger RNA. NCBI's taxonomy places the organism in Eukaryota, Metazoa, Nematoda, Chromadorea, Rhabditida, Rhabditidae. The record is from the annotation of a GenBank genome assembly.